AUGGUCAUAAACUCGCUUCGGACUACGACCAGACGACCAAAAGAUUCGACUCAGAAACAGAGUCCCAAUACAAGUAUCUCAGUUCCUCUGCUCAACCCAGUAACUAUUCCCAAAGAAACGCCGCACGCAGACCCUCCUAGAGAAUCUCAGCAGAGUGAGCCAACAAUCCCAUUGCCCCCAUCAGCAUACGGCUCAGAAUCCUCUUUGGAAUACCUUGACCCUGACACUCUAGUAUCACCAGAAAUCACGAGCAAACCUGUCAGCGUAUCUGAACUGUCUCCUAAUCUGGGGCCGCCAAACCAGUCACCGCCAGAAACUGAUUCUGCUGCAACUUUCCUCAAAACACCGGCAAUGCCGCUGGAUGCGCCAAAUCUGCAAGGUUGUCUCGUUGUAAUUCCUCCAGUCGCCGCAGUCCCUGAUCUUACUCUGGAAUACCUACAACAAGAAACUCAUCAGAGAAACUGGGCUCCUGGAUCCCUCGGACAGCUUCAGCAAUAUUCUGGUCAUUCAAUCCUGCCAACGCCCAUUGCGACUUCCCCUGGGACGUCAGCGAACCCUGACAAUCUGCUGCACUCCAUAAUUGUGAGAAAAGCGAGGACACGCCUGGUCAUUUGCGAUUCCGACGAAGAAGAAGGUGCUGAUCAAAUUUCCCCAGUCAAUGUACAUCCCACCGUCGAUACACCUGCUGUUGGUCCAACUUCCGAGCGAACAUCAAGGGCUGAUGUCCCCAGUCUCCCAGUCGAUCCUAUUUUGGGAACACCCGCUGGCAACUAUGAUCCCAACAAACGUGUUUGGCGUGACCCUCAUUCUAAGAUCACAAAAGCUGAAUUACACGCUAUCUUUGAAGAGUUCAAAGUUCCUUACAAGGCCGCCAAAAAAAAGGGUGCACUAAUUGAAAAAUACAAAGCGCUGAUAGCAUCUGAAAUGGCCAAACACCAGGAAGGUCUAGUCGACAUUAGCACAUCAGCAACAUCAGCUAACGACUCUACAGGUGAGGAAAGCCGCUUGCCGCCCAAAAGUCAAGAAACCCCUGCGCCCGCAGGCGGCACAAAUUUCAACCCAGCAAGGCAAGACUGGCCUGAACCUGAUGGUAAGAUAACAACAAAGAAAAAGCAGCAAAUCCGAGAUAUUUUGACAGAUCACGGUGUCACUCAUUUGGCCUGCGAUUCAACACUUGUCUUGCUUGCCAAGUACAAAACAAUAGUGAUUGACUCCGAUAAACCGCGAUACAAUCUCCGCCCCGAACGGCCAUUGCUUACACAGACCAUUGUCAACACAGCUAAUCAGGACAAUCACCCACCCACUUCCAAAGAUCAAGAGACAGCCGAGAGCAAUGAUCCAGUCCUCCCUGAUAAAGCCCACUUGACGAACGGAGCACCCAACAGUGUCAACCCAGCCCCCUCUCCCCCGGAAAGUCCGCCCCCAUCCGUACACCAAACCGAUACAGAUGCAGACUUUCCAGUUGGCAACAAAAGCCCUAUCAUAACAGAUUUGGAUGCUUUCAGUGAAUGCCGAGGAUCUCGAUCUCAAUCUCCAACACCCAACAACCAAAUGACUCAGCGCGCUGCAGUACCCUCGCCUGCCACUUCAAUUCUCGUCGAACCUCCGAACCUCGAUCCUAUGCCACAGGUGGCCAACUGGGUGUCAGAUGUCCACAAUGCUAGCAAUGACUUGGACCAGGAUAUAGACAUGCAUCAUGAGAUUCCCGUAACUCAACAGACGCCAGCUCCCCAAUCUCAUUCCAUGGAGAUGCUUGUAUCAACACUGAACAUUGUUGCCCAGAAUUCAGUUGAGAUAGGAAACGCUUCCAUCCGUACAAUGAAUGCUAUAGCUCAAGGCUUGAUUGGUCUAAGUUCUGCUGUUGAAUCUUUGCGUACUGCUCCAGCACCCACACCGCCGAUGUGGUAUACCUUAAGAGUAGCCAUCUGGCCCAUUUAA
This is a messenger RNA of Puccinia graminis f. sp. tritici CRL 75-36-700-3, 1938 nucleotides long. RefSeq lists its product as uncharacterized. The transcript is spliced from 4 exons. The record is from RefSeq and is a predicted model, not a curated record. Lineage: Eukaryota; Fungi; Basidiomycota; Pucciniomycetes; Pucciniales; Pucciniaceae. The coding region runs from base 1 to 1938 and encodes 645 amino acids.